This is a messenger RNA of Epinephelus fuscoguttatus (brown-marbled grouper), 2583 nucleotides long. It is a transcript of the gene gpr78b, whose product is annotated as G protein-coupled receptor 78b. Gene Ontology annotation, biological process: adenylate cyclase-activating G protein-coupled receptor signaling pathway. Gene Ontology annotation, molecular function: G protein-coupled receptor activity. Gene Ontology annotation, cellular component: membrane. The coding region runs from base 658 to 1680 and encodes 340 amino acids. Lineage: Eukaryota; Metazoa; Chordata; Actinopteri; Perciformes; Serranidae. The transcript has 3 exons. The record is from RefSeq and is a predicted model, not a curated record.
UUGGUCACGGCAGGAGCGUCUCCAAUUAUCCAGGAGCACAUCCCUGGAUCUCUGUGCGCUCUUUUGCCUCCUGAUCUACAUUGAUUUGGGGUGAGCUGUGAUCAAUGCGGACGACUCCACAAACUCGCACGUGAAUAACUUAAUGCGAUUUGUGUAUGCGCGCAGGAAUCAAACAACAGGCGGAGGACAAACAGAGAAAUACUCCGAUAUGUAGGAAAGUAGGUGUGAGUUUGGGUGUUUUGUGACUAGGACAAGUUGUUCCCUGCGUGUGAUCACCGUGGCUUCACGUGAUGAGUGUGAUCAUUUAUUUCAAUAUGCACCCUGGUCCUCCUCAGUCCCCUUCCAGAUCUGCGUGAUGAUGCCACACACUUCACUUUGCAGAGCUCUCCACCUGCACCUGUCGGAUGCUAAUGGGAAAUAAUCGACAAGUUUGAGGUGAGAGAAGGAGAGAGAUGUUGGCGGCGGCUCGUUUCAGCACGCUGGACAGCGCUCGUGGAAGUUGGAGAGGACGGCGGCGCGCGGACGCAUGAGGAUUUAAUUGAAAAGAAUUUUUUGGAGGGCAGCAGCUGGAGAGAUGAGCGACGGGUGACCAUGGUUGAUUUGAAAUGCUCAUUACCAACACCAGGCGCAGGUAACACGAGAGUUCUGGAGUGAGACAUGGACUUUGCUGAAACCAUUUUCGCUUUGUUCAUCGUCGUGGUCGCGGUCGUCUCGCUGUUGUCCAACUUGUUGGUGCUGCUAUGUUUCGUCCACAGCACCGAGAUACGCCGACAGGUGCCCGGCGUCUUCACCAUGAACUUGUCCUUCUGCAACAUACUCAUCACUGUUCUCAACAUGCCGGCCACUCUGGUGGGGAUUAUCAGGGACCAGCAGCCUUUUGGGGAUUGCAUUUGCCACACGGUGAGCUUUCUGGAGACUUUCCUGACCGCCAACACCAUGCUGAGCAUGGCGGCUCUCAGCAUAGACCGGUGGAUAGCGGUGGUGUUCCCGCUCAGUUACUCCACUAAGAUGCGCUACAAGGACGCGCUGAUCAUGGUGUGCUACUCCUGGCUCCACUCCUUCACCUUCUCCCUCACCGCGCUGCUCUUCUCCUGGGUCGACUACAACGACGUGUACGCGUCCUGCACCCUGCAGCCGAGCCAGGAGGGCGCCGACAGGAUUAAGUUUACAAUCUUCACCGUCGUUUUCCACGCCACCAGCUUCAUGCUCUCCCUGCUUAUAUUGUGUUUCACCUACUUGAAGGUGUUGAAAGUCGCCAGGUUUCACUGCAAGAGGAUUGACAUUAUCACCAUGCAGACUCUUUUCCUGCUGGUCGACAUUCACCCAAGCGUGAAACAGAGAUGUUUAGCAGAGCAAAAGAGGAGAAAGCAGAGAGCCACAAAGAAGAUAAGCAUCUUCAUCGGCUCAUUCAUCAUCUGCUUUGCUCCUUAUGUAAUUACAAGGUUGGCCGAGCUUCUACCCUUCGUGGAUAUCAACCGCCACUGGGGAAUCAUCAGUAAGUGCCUGACAUACAGCAAGGCUGCAUCCGACCCCUUUGCCUACUCCCUCCUACGUCAGCAGUACAAGAAAGUCCUGGUUACUGUCGUCAACAGGCUGCUCCGCCGUGACCUGUACCCCUCAUCUGGCCAUAACAGCUCUUUAGACACAGAGAACGACUACUGUCUCCAGAGGAUCAGCUAAUGGCAAACGCGCGGACAUGGCAGAUACACACCACGGGCCAAAAAUAAAGGUUGCCUCUUGGAAGAAGGUGGGCGGAGGAAAAGAAUGAGGAGAGAGAGACGGAGAGGACAGGAUAUUGUUAGGAAGUGAAAAGAGAGCAGAUAGAGGGGACAGAUUGUGGGUGGGGGGCAAAGAGAGAGCAGAAAUAAGGAAGACGGUGGGUGGAGAAGAAUGAGGAGACAGUAACGAGGGGGAGGAUGAAGGUGGCAAAGGGGAAGACAGGAAGACAGAUAUGGAGGGACGGGGACGAUGUGGAGACGCUGGCCUCAGACAGUAUCGGUAAACAAGAGAUCUGUGAUUCAUCGACACAUAAAACCACACAGUUGCACACACGGAUCAGACAAAUCAAUUUCAUCGAAUAAGUCAUGGAUUCAGAUUAAUCUCUAACUGAAGGAUCAUGCAGCUGGAGACAUUCCCCUUCUUCCCUCUGAGCGACAUGUAUAAAGUGGCCUUUUGUACUGUACCAACCACUUUGUAAUGAUUUUUGACAAAUCCACAUGUAGUGACCUUUCCUCUGCCACAAAACGCAGGGACAGAGCUCGAAGCCAAUGGUCGAUAGGCGCUGGAGUGAAGACGUGAAAUGAAGGAAAGACUGUGUUGCUCCUGCUUCUGGAUAAUCUACUCUUAGGUGUGAAAGCUCAACCGCUGCACAUUGUUGCCAUGUUCUGUAUUGACCAUGUUAGACUACUUCGCAGUGUCAUGUCAGUCACUGAAUAUUGAUGCACUUUGUCUAAUUCUCUCAGAGCUACUAUAGUUACAGGAGCCAAAGGCAAAUAACAUGUACACCAUGAUAUUAAAUGGUGAGGCUGGUUAUGUUCUAUAUUUUUGUUAAUGUCAACAAGUGCCGUGAGAAGACCAAAAUUG